Messenger RNA from Oldenlandia corymbosa var. corymbosa, 3494 nucleotides. NCBI's taxonomy places the organism in Eukaryota, Viridiplantae, Streptophyta, Magnoliopsida, Gentianales, Rubiaceae. The record is from the annotation of a GenBank genome assembly.
AGAUUCACUAUACUGCAUGAUCUUAUUUUAAAAAAUGGAUAGAAAGAGUCAGGCCCAAAGGCAAUGGCCAAUGAAAUCGCUCUACGACUCUGUCGAAAUGCUGAAUAUUAUCAACGCCUUUCAAUGGCGCGCAAUUCAAGGAGUUACUUCACGCCUUCAGACUGGAGCAACUAAAAGCGUGACUUAUUUCAAAUUCCAUAUUUGCGCCUUCUGAUCCACCUUUCUCCUUCGUCUGUUCUUUCAGUUUUCGUCGGCAACGUUUCCAUAAUCUGAAAGCUUUUUCUCUCCAAUUCUAAGUACUCUGCUACCAUUACAUAAUCCUUCCAUCAACACCACUUUUUUUUUUUCCAAUUAUAAUUUAUCAUCAUGGAUUAUUGUAAUUCCAAUCCUAAAUACACCCGAAAUCCUAAUUAAUCAUACGUUGACUUUUGAUUUGGUUGGUUUAUGAAUUUGUAAAUUUCUUAUUCCAAUCAAAGAUAAGCUUCCAAGGUCUACUUAACUCUAGGGGGGAUUACAAUCUUUAAAGGAAUUCCUAAAGCCAUAGAAAAAGAUGAAGUUGGUUCCGAGAGAAACAGAGAAGUUGAUGCUCCACAGUGCAGGGCACCUUGCUCAGAAGCGUCUGGCUCGUGGGCUCAGGCUCAAUUUCACUGAAUCAGUUGCCCUGAUUGCUACUCAGAUUCUGGAGUUUGUGCGCGAUGGUGACAAGAGUGUGGCCGAACUGAUGGACCUUGGAAGAAAAUUGUUAGGAAGGAGGCAGGUUCUUCCAGCUGUUCCUCAUCUAUUAGAAACAGUGCAGAUUGAGGGAACAUUCCUUGAUGGAACAAAGCUCAUUACGGUCCAUGAACCAAUUGCAUCAGAAAAUGGAAAUCUGGAGCUGGCAUUGCAUGGUUCCUUUCUUCCAGUGCCUUCUCUAGACAAGUUCCCCCCUUUGGAAACCGGAACACUUCCUGGUGAAAUAAUCUUUCGAGAUGGAUUCAUUACACUUAAUUCCGGGAGGAAAGCUGUUAAACUUAAAGUCACCAAUACUGGAGACAGACCAAUUCAGGUUGGUAGCCAUUAUCAUUUCAUUGAGGUGAAUCCAUACUUGGUUUUUGACCGAAGAAAAGCCUGUGCCAUGCGGUUGAACAUACCAGCUGGGACGGCUACAAGAUUUGAGCCAGGAGACACCAAGACUGUCACCCUUGUCGGGAUCGGGGGAAAGCAAGUGAUUAGAGGUGGAAAUGGAAUCUCUGAUGGUGCUGUACAUGAUGUGAGCAUCACAGAAAUAAUGAAAGCAAUGCAAGAGAGAGGAUUCAGGCAUCUUGAGGAACAAAAUUCAAGUGAAGGUGUUAUUGAAGAAGGAUCCUCUUUUGCAUAUGGAUUGUCACAUGAGACCUAUGGUAACAUGUACGGGCCAACAGUCGGUGACAAAGUUCGGUUGGGUGACACCGAUUUAUUUGCAGAAAUCGAAAGGGAUUUUGCCAUUUAUGGGGAUGAAUGUGUAUUUGGGGGUGGGAAGGUGUUGCGAGACGGAAUGGGACAGGCUAGCGGUUAUCCUGCCUCUGACUGCUUGGACACGGUCAUAACUAAUGCAAUUAUCAUGGAUUAUACUGGCAUUUACAAAGCUGACAUUGGGAUUAAAGAUGGGCUUAUCAUUGGAAUUGGUAAAGCUGGCAACCCGGAUAUCAUGGACUGUGUGUCUGCCAACAUGAUUAUUGGUGUUAGCACUGAAGUUAUUGCCGGUGAAGGAUUUAUUGUAACUGCUGGAGUCAUAGACUGCCAUGUUCAUUUUAUAUGCCCUCAACUCGCAUUUGAGGCAAUUUCAAGUGGAAUUACUACACUGGUUGGAGGUGGCACGGGACCAGCUUAUGGUACACGUGCAACAACUUGCACACCAGCAGCAUCACAUAUGAGAUUAAUGUUGCAAUCCACGGAUGAUUUACCUCUUAAUUUUGGUUUCACAGGAAAAGGAAAUAGUGCCAAGGAAGAUGGCUUACAUGAAAUAAUCAGGGCUGGAGCAAUGGGAUUAAAGCUUCAUGAGGAUUGGGGAACUACUCCUGCUGCAAUAGACUGUUGUUUGAGAGUUGCCGAGCAACAUGACAUUCAGGUAAAUAUCCACACUGACACUUUGAAUGAAUCUGGUUUUGUGGAGCACACAAUUGCUGCGUUUAAAGAUAGAACAAUUCAUACUUAUCACAGUGAAGGUGCAGGUGGUGGCCAUGCUCCUGAUAUUAUUAAAGUAUGUGGUGUAAAGAACGUUCUCCCUUCAUCAACUAAUCCCACUCGUCCUUACACUUCAAACACUGUUGAUGAACACCUUGAUAUGCUGAUGGUUUGUCAUCACCUUCAUAAGGAUAUUCGAGAAGAUGUAGCUUUUGCUGAAUCUCGAAUACGUGCGGAAACAAUAGCUGCAGAGGAUAUUUUACAUGAUAUGGGAGCAAUUAGCAUCAUAUCAUCUGAUUCACAAGCUAUGGGUCGCAUAGGCGAGGUAAUCUGCAGGACGUGGCAAACUGCACAUAAGAUGAAGUUAAUGAGAGGACCACUUGAAGGGGAUGGAUCAAAUGACAAUCUGCGGAUCAAAAGAUAUAUUGCCAAAUAUACAAUAAACCCUGCAAUUGCCAAUGGCUUCGCUCAGUUUGUUGGAUCAGUUGAGGUGGGGAAAUUGGCUGACCUUGUUGUUUGGAAACCAGCAUUUUUUGGUACAAAACCGGAAAUUGUGAUCAAAGGUGGCACAAUUGCAUGGGCCCUCAUGGGGGAUCCAAAUGCCAGCAUUCCAACUCCCGAGCCGGUAAUGAUGAGGCCCAUGUUCGGAGCAUUUGGUCAAGCUGCAAGUGACAACUCAAUAGCUUUUGUUAGCAAAGCAGCUUUAGAUUUGAGAAUUAAGGAUCAGUAUGGAUUGAAGAAGAGAGUGGAAGCGGUGAAAGGUGCGCGAGGGCUAACAAAACUGGACAUGAAGCUGAACGAUGCACUCCCAGACAUCAAGGUUGACCCGGAAACUUACAUAGUAACCGUGGAUGGCGUCCAUCUCACAUGCCCUGCAGCUAACACCGUCCCUCUUUCACGAAACUACUACCUUUUCUGAACACAGAACCCACUUCCACAUUUUUAGUUUUAUCAAAUGCUCUCAAAGAUUGAUGCAAACUCUUGCAGUAUUGUUUAAGUUAGUUUCUUGCCGGUUUUUAUGAUUACACCUGACAACAUCGGGACCAUAUAUGCUGUUGGGCAUGGAGUAAGGUUCCAAGUAAACUUAUAAAUGCAGCACCAAGUUGUCUACACACACACACACACACACACACACACACCCACACACACACACCAAUCUAGGGAAACUGAUAAAUUCCUGUACAUUUUUAAAUCAAAUAAGUCUUCUUGAUGAUGUCAAGAAAACCUUGGGAAUAUGAUUUUUACCUUCAUCUUGAGCAGAUGGGAUCCUCUGUGCUAUCAAGUGUGUAAAACUGCGUAAUUUCAUUUAAUUAGAGUCUGCCAGCUUAAUCUAUUAGAAUUUUCAUUUUGGU